This is a messenger RNA of Amoebophrya sp. A120, 1805 nucleotides long. NCBI's taxonomy places the organism in Eukaryota, Dinophyceae, Syndiniales, Amoebophryaceae. The record is from the annotation of a GenBank genome assembly.
CGGACUUAUUCCGUUUUUUGGACCAGGUCGAAGUGCAGGUGGUCCCCCUGCGCCUGCUCCGGCGACCGUGGCUAAUAUGAAUCUGCAGAACCUAGGCCCGCGAGCGCGACACCAGCAGCCACCCGCUGGGCGCGUCCCGAACAACAGCGUGCAUUGUCUAAACCCAAACUUUCACAACUCAGCCUCCGGCGACGAUGGCAGUGGCGGGAGCGGGUCAGGCGAUGGAAGUGGUGGCGGCUCUGGCGACAGUAGUGACGCAGCAUCCGUGGCCCCGCAACCAAAGACCGUGCCUUGGCCUUGGCCGCCGUCUGUACAGGCCGGCACGAACAUGCAAGGCCCGGCUUGGGGCGAAACUUUUGGUGGGGUUCCCUUCUCCGGCCACAUUCCCUACGACGUACCGAAGCACAUGGUAGAGCCCUUCAAAGCCGACGAGGGCCCGAUGAACAAGAAGCGGGUUGCCAUCUGUCUUACGGGCGGGCUGCGGUCCUUCAUCUUGCCGAAUGUGUACAAGAGUCUUGGGGAUAACCUGAUUCAAAGUCUGACAGAAGCGCGGAUUGCGGCCGGCGAUGCGGAUGCGAAGGUCGACGUUUUCUUCAUCGGGUCGCUCACCCCCGCCGCCGGAAACGGGAACUCCCAGGUCCUCCUCUCCCAAGCCGACGCUCCGUCGACAGAGGACGACCCCCGCGUGCAGGCAGGCUUGGACUAUUUGAAGUCCAAGCUGCGACCCCAGGAGUUCGCGAAGAAGCGAGUUGUGCGGGAUAGCACCUGUGCGGAGCUGGCGAAAGUACUGCACGACCAGGGCCGGCUUCCGCGAAACGCGGAUGGUUCGCUUCCCGAGCUACCGGACACACUCUGCAACGGUCGGUCCUACAUUGGCGGACCGGCGGGCAACGGGGCAUUUUUCAUGCAGGUAAUGUGGAUCGACGCAUGUUUUGAGGAUGUGAAGCAGUACGCGGCGAGCCACAACCUCACCUACGACCUGGUGGUGCGCGCGCGACCGGAUCUUGGGUUCCUAGAGCCGUUAGACUGGCAGGUAUGCGGAGAAAAAAAUGAUACACCAGCAGUUGCGCGUUUGAUUUUGUAAGAACCUCAGCGACAGCACCACAACCAUAAUAUUCUCUGCGUGAGGACAGAGAAAAACUUGCAAUUCAGAGAUGAUGCUAACAAGUACUUCUCACGGGAAAUAAAAAAAACGGAAAAGACGUAUGAGACGAGGCACCUGCUGCUGACGCUUAGCAUAUCACGCAUGUCGACGAAGCUUGUCUGUAUUCUUGCUUGAUCUGCAACACAUUUUUAAUGUCGUGUAAGUGCAACGCUUUUUUUUCUUUGCAUAGCAAGGCACCGGAACCGACUACCCGCUCGCCCGGGAUUACUUGACCCACCCGGCCCGCUCUCCGCGCCACACUCAUGCGAUGCGGGGGUGGGACUAUUUUUGGACCAUGCCCUUCAACCUGCUGCAGCAAUAUCAGGCCGGCGUAACGGGUUGGUAUACGAAAAGAGACCCCGCGACCGGUUUGUCUUUGUGGUCGGAUAACCAGAACGGGAAGCUUCCACAUCCGGACGCCAAUAUGUUUAUCUACUUUGCCACCGUGUCGGUGAAGCGGCAGCUUCCGAUGGUGCUCGUCCGGAGUGCGAGUGUCUGGCACAGGGACAGCCUCACUGGGUACCAAGACAAUCACUAUCGCGGACCUGUCUUCGCGCGCCUCCUACAAAAAGCAGAGCAAGCAGCGGCGGCAGCUUGGUGGGGCAGUAGCACGAACGCGCUGCCACCCUGGCAGCUUAUGGGACAAGGACAAUCUGCAUAG